AUGAUCCUCCACCGCCUCGUCGCCGCUACCAUCGCAGGCAUCGCACAGGCCUCGCUCGCGUCGACUUCAGCUGUGACAGACGCCGCCACAGUGGAGAGCCGCAGCGGUAGUGACAUGUGGGGCUGGGCGACGGACAAAAACUCCAGGUCUGAGCAGCACCAGGACGAGCUCGGGCGACGGAGGAACCGCACUGUCAACUUCCAUCUCGACAUCUUCAGUUUCAGGGAAGGCUGCGUGCCCAAGACCGUGGGCGACGGUGGCUUUUUGUUGUGCGGCUGCGAUAGCCGCAUGAUUCAGCCCGUCAGGGUCCACAGAGCAGACUACCACCGGCGAACGACCCACGCGCGACGGCAGGCGGCUUUUCGCGACACGCGCACGCACAUAUAG
Messenger RNA from Gaeumannomyces tritici R3-111a-1, 387 nucleotides. RefSeq lists its product as hypothetical. Bases 1 to 387 code for a protein of 128 amino acids. NCBI's taxonomy places the organism in Eukaryota, Fungi, Ascomycota, Sordariomycetes, Magnaporthales, Magnaporthaceae. The record is from RefSeq and is a predicted model, not a curated record. The transcript is spliced from 2 exons.